AUGAUGAGCGAUGACGACCGCGACAUUGAUAUUGAAAGCGAUGCUGAGAAUGACUCUGAUUCCCGACAACACUCGAGAAAUGGUUUAAGCAGUGGGGGUUAUUAUUCACAGGCAGAAAAAAGAGCUCAUCAUAAUGCUUUAGAAAGAAAAAGAAGAGAUCAUAUUAAAGACAGUUUUACUUCUCUGAGAGAUUCUGUACCGGCUUUACAAGGGGAAAAAGUUGCAAGUCGAGCACAAAUAUUGAAAAAGGCAGCUGAAUAUAUACAAUUCAUGAGAAGAAAAAACAAUUCCCAUCAACAAGACAUAGAUGAUCUCAAACGACAGAACAAUUUAUUGGAAACACAGAUACGAGCACUGGAAAAAGCAAGAGCGACUGGUAACUACAUGGAUGCACAUGAGCUAGGUCUCGGUAUUAAAUCUGAAGGCAGUUCACACGAUACAGAUAGCUCAGACGGCGAGGGGACCACUCGUCGAGUGAAAAAGCUUAAGAUUAAUGGUGUUAAUGUUUAA
Leptosia nina is the source of this 510-nucleotide messenger RNA. Lineage: Eukaryota; Metazoa; Arthropoda; Insecta; Lepidoptera; Pieridae. The record is from the annotation of a GenBank genome assembly.